Erigeron canadensis is the source of this 1547-nucleotide messenger RNA. RefSeq names its product 3-ketoacyl-CoA synthase 19-like. The coding region runs from base 51 to 1421 and encodes 456 amino acids. Gene Ontology annotation, molecular function: acyltransferase activity, transferring groups other than amino-acyl groups. Gene Ontology annotation, biological process: fatty acid biosynthetic process. Gene Ontology annotation, cellular component: membrane. The record is from RefSeq and is a predicted model, not a curated record. The transcript has a single exon. Lineage: Eukaryota; Viridiplantae; Streptophyta; Magnoliopsida; Asterales; Asteraceae.
CAUAAAACUAAUUAACACAUAUAUAUAAUCCUUUUAAAUCCCACUACUAUAUGGAGUUUUUUAUAAAUGUUAUGCUUAUGUUUACAAUCUCAUAUGUUAGCUAUAGGCUAGCAAAAGUGGUAUUCAGUCGAGAUCAAACUUGUUAUAUGAUCGACUACGAAUGCUACAAGGGAAAAGAGGGGAUGAAGCUAAACACCGAAGAAUGUGCAAAGAUUGUUACGCGCAACAAGAAUCUUCGUAUAGAAGAUUACAAGUUUUUGUUACGAACCAUAGUUAAUUCGGGUCUAGGUGAGGAAACAUAUGGGCCAAUAAACAUCAUCUCGGGUGAAGAAGAACACCCGAAAAUAGUUGAUUCUCUAUCAGAAAUGGAAGCAGUAUUCUAUGAUACACUUGAUAGUAUAUUUGUCAGGUCAGGUAUCUCACCAUAUCAAGUUGAUAUGCUUGUGGUAAAUGUAUCUUUACUCUCAGUUGUCCCUUCUUUAACAUCUAGAAUUAUUAAUCAUUAUAAAAUGCGCGAAGAUAUUAAGGUGUUUAAUCUUUCGGGAAUGGGAUGUAGCGCGAGUGUGGUGGCUAUAGAUCUUGUACAACACUUGUUCAAGACACAGAAGAAGAAACUAGCUAUUGUUGUGAGCUCAGAAUCGAUGUCGGCAAACUGGUAUUGUGGAAGAGAAAGGUCUAUGAUGUUGUCUAACUGUCUUUUUCGUGUAGGAGGAUGUUCGAUUCUUUUAACUAAUGACAGGGCUCGUAAAGAUCAAGCGAUAAUGAAGCUCAUGUGUUCCGUUCGAACGCAUUUUGGCUCUAACGAUGAAGCCUAUAGCUGUUGUAUGCAAGUAGAAGAUGAUCAAGGAUAUGGUGGUUUUCGUCUUACAAAAAACCUCACGAAAGCGGCUUCUAGAACUUUAUCGAAAAACUUACAAGUUCUUUUACCGAAAGUGCUUCCACUUUGGGAGAUAAUCCGUUUUGCAAGCCAAAAAAAAGGUGGCUCGAAAAUCAACCUCAAAGCAGGAAUACAACACUUUUGUGUACAUCCAGGAAGUAGAGUUGUGAUUGAUGAAGUGGGUACAAGUCUAGGACUAAACGAGUACGAUCUUGAGCCAGCUAAAAUGGCGUUGCAUCGAUUUGGCAACACGUCCGCGGGUGGGUUGUGGUAUGUUCUCGGAUACAUGGAGGCAAAGAAAAGGCUGAAGAAAGGUGAAAGAAUCUUGAUGAUAAGUUUGGGUGCGGGUUUCAAAUGCAACAACUGUGUUUGGGAGGUGAUUAAUGGAAAUAUGGAUCGAGAGAAUGUGUGGGAAAAAGUGAUCGACAAUUAUCCUCCAAAGAAGAUGAUGAAUCCCUUUUUAGAAAAAUAUGGAUGGAUCAAUGAUGAAGCUAUGGGUUCUCUUAAACAAGAAGAUAUAGUCAAGAUGCUUAAUUUUGCCUAGACCAAGUAUUUGUCAAAUUAAUAUUUUUCUGCCUUUUUUUCAAAUUAUAGUCCUUAUCCUGCUUCAAUCGUACGUGUGACUUUUUUUUUUUUCAAUAUAAAUGAAUAAACUUGUUAUCUCAUAAAA